Messenger RNA from Marmota flaviventris (yellow-bellied marmot), 762 nucleotides. It is a transcript of the gene Mix23, whose product is annotated as mitochondrial matrix import factor 23. The record is from RefSeq and is a predicted model, not a curated record. Lineage: Eukaryota; Metazoa; Chordata; Mammalia; Rodentia; Sciuridae. Gene Ontology annotation, cellular component: mitochondrial intermembrane space; mitochondrion.
UCGUCAGGCGGCGCCGCGGACACCUCUGCUUCACCGUGAUUGGCCUGUGUCGGGGUCCUCGCGUUCGUCCAAUAUGGCGGCGCCCAGUGGCGGUGUGAACUGUGAGGAGUUCGCCGAGUUCCAGGAAUUACUCAAGGUGAUGAGGACAAUUGAUGACAGAAUAGUACAUGAAUUAAACACUACGGUUCCAACAGCUUCCUUUGCAGGGAAAAUCGAUGCCAGCCAAACCUGUAAACAACUUUAUGAGUCUUUGAUGGCAGCUCAUGCUAGUAGGGAAAAAGUUAUAAAAAAUUGUAUAGCCCAGACCUCAGAAGUAGUAAAAAACCUUCGUGAAGAGAGAGAAAAGAAUUUGGAUGAUUUAACGUUAUUAAAGCAACUUAGAAAAGAACAGACAAAGUUGAAAUGGAUGCAGUCAGAACUGAAUGUUGAAGAAGUGGUAAAUGACAGGAGCUGGAAGGUGUUUAAUGAACGCUGCCGAAUUCACUUCAAGCCUCCAAAGAAUGAAUAAAGAAAGAUCCUUUUUUUAAAAGAAGAACCGGGUCAUCUCAUGAGAGCUAAGCACGACAGACAUCAACAGGGUGGGCUUCUUAGGAUGAUUUCUGAGCCAACAGUCCAAGACCUUUUGUUGAUUUCAGCCCCACUUAGCCAAGACCUCAAGUCUAAAUAAUUCUGAUAAUUAUAAAAUAAUCAAUUGCUAUUUUAUACUGAUUCUGUAAAAAAAAAUGUUUUAUAACUAUUAAAAUAAUUUUCUGACUCAGUGUA